AUAUUAAGAGUGUGAUAAGAGCCAGUGUUUACUUCAUAACUAUAAGAAAUUGAUCUAAAGUUGCUGCGUGUUAUCUCAUGAAGAAGAUAUCAAGAUGUUUAAGCUUAAUUUCAUAUAUUUACAUGGAUUUAUAAUUUGUGUUUCUAACACUUUUUCACCAGUAAAAACUUUAGAUUGUAUUUCAUUACAGUUAAACGAAACAACACCAGUUAGUUGUACGGCAACUAAAUACAACGGAGACGACUGUAAUGAAACGCUGUUGGAAUCGAAGUACAACCAUUUGUAUGGCAAAGAUAUGUAUCCGGGAUGUCCCAACGAUCUACAAUUAAAACCCACCAUGACAAUUCAUCCGGAGUGGCCAAAUAAUGGUUAUUAUCCGGGAUUUGUAGUAACAAUACAACCUCCACGAACUGCUGAUUUCCUGUAUGUUAAAGGGUUUCAGUUGGAUUACCAAGAUAGCAUUGGUAAUAAGAGAUGUAUAGUGUUAGAACUUGUUAACACAACACUUACACCAAAACAUAAGGAGAAUGAUUUGAAGUUUCAAGUGAAAAUAUAUCCACUGGCACAAAAAAACAGGGAUUACAUCUUCAAUGCUUACAGUCUACCGACACCCAAAUACACAGAGGAGAAAGAAUUUCAAACCAGAUAUGGACAAACUAAUAAAUGGGAAUUACAGUUUUCAUAUCAAUGGAGAACGACGAUUGCUUUCUAUGUCAACCAGAAAGACAGAUUUAUUGACUUCCGGUUUGUACCAGCUCCAGCAGAAUUACAAUUCUACUGGUAUAACAUAACAUUGUCCAGAAUUGUAUCAAAUGAAGGCACAUCUAUCGAAGCCAGACAUACCGUAUCAUCUAUGGGAACAAACCUGACAGAAAUGUCUUUCCAUGACAUUGAACCCGGUCGUUACAGAGUUGGGGUACAACCAUUUGACGACAGAGCAAAAAGUCUUUCUGAGUGUAAAUGUAAAAACAAUUUCUUAGUCUGUGUGUCCUGCUUGAAAACACUGACACGUGUGAUAGAGAUCCCUGUCGAAAACACCCCUAGUGCUCCGAUUCCUACGCCUGCACUGCCACUUGCUACUAAACCCAAAACAUCAACAACUUCUUCGCCAUUGUCACUUACAGCAAAACACAAAACUACAGUCAUUACAACAGAGGUGGCGAUAGAACUUACAGCAAAACACAAAACUACAGUCAUUACAACAGAGGUGGCGAUAGGAGAACACACCGUUUCUGACAAGGACAUUAUGGCGGCAUCAGUUGUUGUGACGUCACAACAAGAUAACCAGACCACCAAUCAUUUGACGGUAGCAUUCAGUAUAGUUGGAUUUUUAGUCCUUGUUUUAGUAGCAGGAAUUGGUUAUAAAAUUUAUGGACAACGAUCAAAUGAUAAAAAACUGAUGGACGUCUGCAAAUAUUUUUGUAAACGCCCAUCACCCAAUGACGGAAAUGGUUAUGAGUCUCCGAGAGUCGCUGAAAAAGUGCCUCACACAUCAGUAAGACAAAAGGGUGAUGUAUUGAACAAUGAAAGAUGGAUGGUUAAAAAGAAAGUCGCCGUCAUUGCAGCAUACGAUAACGAAUUCCAUACGAAGGUUGUCGAAUCUCUCGCAACAUAUUUACAGAGUCAAGGACACUGCAAGGUCAAUUACUUCCCAUGGAAUCAAACAGACGACAAAUUCCAGUGGAUUACCCCAACAGCAGACGAUGUUGACUUCCACGUGAUAGUCUUGUCUGCGUCUGCCUGUAGUCAAUAUGACGCUUUCACAAAUAACAGACCAAUAGAUACUACAGAUAUUUUUAUACCAUAUCUAUCAAAAGUUCUCAAUCAGGUUUUAAAUCAUCAAAACAUCAUUUUUGUAAAAUUUGAUUACUCAUCUGACCUAAGUAUGCCAAACGGUCUUGGUAGUUCGUUUCAGUUAUUGGAUAAUUUUACAGGCUUCCUUUCGCAUAUACACAAGCAUAAAUCAUACGAAGAUCACAUGAAAACAUUACCCUUUAGUAAACAUCUAUCAGAAACAAGAGAAGGUCGCGAUCUUAUCAAUGCAGUUGAUAAUGUUAUCAAAAUAAGCAGGUUUCAACAAUCGAAGAUGUAUGGAUCCCGGAUGGACUCUGGGUAUAAAAGUCAUUGUGAAUUCAAUUCUGUGGAUGAAAAAGAAUGGAGAGAUUCUACACAGACUAAUGUGAUCAACGCGAUAGUACAAGAACAGCCGGUUGGUGUUCAGUAUGGUCAAUUCGUCAUUGACCCUGAUAUAUGUAGUUUUAAACCUGUAGACGAUGGCGACGGCCUUUCGCUGUUCACUACAAUAACUAUAGCCGAGGGCGAAGCAGGAGAUCGUAUAGAGACAUCCGAGGAAGCAGAACUACACUUUUACCGCGGUCAGUCAUUCGUGCAUGCUGGUGAUGCUAUUCCCAGACGCACAGCUGCGUUAGGCAGGUUAGGGGAUACUUCAAAACAACACAGACAAAUCAGCUAUGCUUAUGACAAAAAUGGACAACAGAUGAAACCGAAUCUAAAUCCAACCAAACAAGAAAAUGAACUGUGUCGAAAACAAAGUGAAUCUAAAAACGGAAGUAAGGAUAUAGAAAAUGAAGCAGGCGCGUUUAUUAUAUCGGGAGACAACUCUGUAUAUCCUGGUACCGAUUUCUUUCUGCCUCCAGAUCCAAGCAUCAACGAAGAUAUUACAACAGAGUACCAGUUUAACAUGAUGGACGAUAUAAAUCGAGGACAAUUUAAUUACGAUUUAGACAAUGUCAGUGGAAAAAGUGUCUAGCAAUCAAAAUACUUCCAAUGUGUAUACUAGUAUUAAGAUAUACUAAUUUAUACUCGUACUAGGUAAUGCUGUCUCAUUCAAAAAGUAUUAUGGUGCACAUACAUGUAUAUAUAGAUUUUUGUUUAUCGGGAACACUUUAUUAAUUUGACGUGCUGCAAGUUCAAAAAGACCUCUUAUUCCAAAAUGAUUGGGACGUAGUUAAAUGUUUUGCCGUUGUUUUAUUCAUUCAUUUAUAUGCAAUUUUUUUUUCAUGAAAUAUUUCAGAUUUGAGUCGAUUUCGGCUGAUAUUUUUUUUAUACAAGCAUAUCUGUAUUAUUGCAAUAUUCUUUAAAUUGUGUUUUAAGGGCAGCAAAUGUAGAGUGUAGUAAUUUCCCAUUCAUAUUUUGAGUGUCCUUUUUUUAGAACUACUACAAUGUAGUAGUGUGUCUUUUUUGUGUUUUUUAAUUUUGUUGUUGCUAGGAUUUUGUCAGUCCAUCUAUUAUCAAAUUAGACAUAUUUGAUUUUUAAAGCUUAAAAUUAACAUCUUCUUUCUUGUCUAUUGUAUAUAUUUAUGUUCUUGUACGCUACAUUCUGUCCCAGUAAAAUAAUGAUCAUUUCCAGUAAGGUCUAGAUCACUCACCUGCUGGAAUAGCACCAUCAGCUGGCGAUACGGCACCUUUUUGCUUAUCUUUGCACAGUAAUUUAAGUUUUCAGAGAAAAACUAAAAUAUUGGAUAGCAAAAUAAAAAACCUUGACGAGAUUGUUCUUCCGAAACCAUUUUUAAAUUAAGAAUAUAUCCAAAUACCGGUAUGUAUCCAUGGCAUGUGUUGCCACUUCCGGUCAGGAAUAUAUAUAUAUACUUUUAAUAUCACUGUUUCCUAUGUGUUCUUUGUAAUGAUUAAGGGAGAGAAAAUAUGAACAAAUCAAACCUAGAUUUUUAAUACAUCACUUUUUAAAUAAAAAGCCUUGAACUUUCAA
This is a messenger RNA of Mytilus trossulus (common blue mussel), 3727 nucleotides long. RefSeq lists its product as uncharacterized. Gene Ontology annotation, molecular function: interleukin-17 receptor activity. The coding region runs from base 95 to 2770 and encodes 891 amino acids. The record is from RefSeq and is a predicted model, not a curated record. The transcript is spliced from 11 exons. NCBI's taxonomy places the organism in Eukaryota, Metazoa, Mollusca, Bivalvia, Mytilida, Mytilidae.